Molecule: messenger RNA, 537 nt
Organism: Onychostoma macrolepis
Lineage: Eukaryota; Metazoa; Chordata; Actinopteri; Cypriniformes; Cyprinidae
Product: gamma-crystallin M2-like
Exons: 3
Coding region: 13-537 (174 amino acids)
Biological process (GO): visual perception; lens development in camera-type eye
Molecular function (GO): structural constituent of eye lens
Source: RefSeq, a predicted model, not a curated record
CCAACGGAGACCAUGGGCAAGAUUGUUUUUUACGAGGACAAAAAUUUUCAAGGUCGUAGUUAUGAGUGCAGUAACGACUGCACAGACCUGCACACUUACUUCAGUCGCUGCAACUCCAUCAGAGUAGAGAGUGGCUGUUUCAUGAUCUAUGAACGUCCAAAUUUUAUGGGCCACCAGUAUUUUAUGAAACGUGGCGAUUAUACUGACUACCAGAGAUGGAUGGGCUUCAGUAGCUCUAUUCGGUCCUGUCGCCUGAUUCCAAUGUACAGGGGACCAUACAGACUGAGGAUCUAUGAGAAGGCUGACUAUGGAGGUCACAUGAUGGAAUUCACAGACGACUGCCCCUGUGUGUCUGAUCGUUUCCACCAUCGACAUGUGUACUCCUGUAAUGUGAUGAAUGGCUACUGGAUCUUCUAUGAAUAUCCCAACUACAGAGGGAGGCAGUACUUCCUGAAACCUGGGGAAUACAGGAGAUACCGAGACUGGUGUGCUACCUGUGCCAUUGUGGGCUCCUUCAGACGAGUCACUGAUUAUUAG